UCUAUAUAAAUAAUACUUUCCUUGGGAUGGGAAUGAUAAACAAUAAAUUGCUUUGUUUUGUUAAAGUCGCGUAAGCUUCUGUCGUCACAAAUUUAGGAAUCAUUUUGCAAUUGACUGUCAAACCUUCUGUGUGUGGCUGAUAAGUGACUCCUAAGGAAACAAGGAAUACAAAAAAAGGAAUAAUUAGGAACUUUAUGGUGAUUGGAAUGCAUGAGUGAACAACGAAAAUUUCACUGGAAUGUAAAAACUGGAUUACAUUAUCACUGGAUUAUAUUAUUAUUAUUAUUGAUCAACCAAGAUUUUAUUUGAGUAUACACUUUGCUCAAGAUAUAUAUUAUUGUAAUAGGUGCUUUGGACUAAAUUUGAACUAUUAGAAAAUAUUCUCUUAAUUGUUGAGACUUUAUCUUAUUCAUAUAAAAGUACUGGAUUACUGGUUAUCACUGGAAUAAAAUCAGAGUACUGAUUAUAUAACAUGUCACCAAUAAAAACUUAAAAGACGAUACACAGAAAUAUGACAAAUGUAUGAAUUUAACACUGAAUAUUUUCAUAAGAAAGAAAUGCUUAGAAUGUCUUUGAAUCACUAAUACAUGUUUCAUUAUUGCAUGAACCAACUGGAGUAACUUAAAAUAGAGGAUCAGAAUUCUAAUUAUAAUAAUUUGUAACUAAACAUUUCAAAACUAACAUGCCUGCUUUAUUAAUUCUAUUUUUCCUGGCAUGUUUUGGAUUUUGCCCUGUUAUAGCAGAGCUAACUUUUCAUGUUUAUGAGGAAUCACCAAUAUCUACCUAUAUUGGUUCUGUUUAUGACACCAGUAAAUCUAACAAGUCUAGCAGGUUUUUUUUCAUUGAACCAAAGACUGAUCUGUUUAGAAUUAACAAAGAUUCUGGAAAGAUUUUUACUGAUAAGCGUAUUAACCGGGAAGACUUAUGUGGAUCUGAUUCUUCAUGUGCUUUGACUACGAAGGUCCGAAUAGAUUCAGUAACAAUUGAAAUAGUGACUGUGAAAAUUUACAUAGAUGACAUCAAUGAUAAUGCUCCUAUUUUUUAUAAAAUUGAAACUUUAAAGAUUAGUGAAAACAGUUCACCUGAUAAAAUAUAUUCCAUUGAAGAAGCAUGGGAUUUUGAUUCAGGGAACAAUUCUGCAAUAUAUUAUACAUUGUUAGAUGAUGAAAAUAAUGCCUUUAGCUUGAUCCAGAAUGAGGGCCAACUGCAAGGCUUAAAAGUUAACAAGAUUUUGGAUUAUGAAGAACAAACAUUUUACCAGUUGACACUUGUAGCAAAAGAUCAAGGCAUUCCACAGAGAAGCGGCAGUACAUUCAUAAAUAUUACUGUGUUAGAUGAAAAUGAUAAUAGCCCAAUAUUUGAAAAAGUUGUCUAUAACCAAACAAUUUUUGAAAAUGUACCUGUAUCAUCAACAAUACUCAGAUUGCAUGCAGUCGACAAAGAUUCUGGUGAGAAUGGUGAAGUGAAAUACAAGUUAAGCCAUAAAACUUCUCUAAGUAUUAGAGAAAUUUUUGAAGUGAAAGAAUCUUCUGGAACAGUUAUUUUGAAAGGUAGUCUAGGUGAAAAAUAUCAAUAUUCUUUUGAUGUAAUAGCUUAUGACCAAGGGUCAAGGAGGCAUUCAGCAUCUGUAACUGUUACCAUUAAUAUUGUUGAUAUCAAUGACAAUUCUCCAGUCAUUACUAUUGAUCCUUCAUUGGCCAAUGUAUCAGAAUCUGAAACUGUGGGCUCCCAUGUAGCUGUUGCUUACAUUCAUGAUAAGGAUAAAGGUGACAAUGGUAAAGUGAACUGUUCGAUUGCUGUUAAUAGUCAGUACUUUGACCUCAACCUAAUUUCUUCAAUAACUUAUGAAAUAGUCAUUAAGCAUGAACUGGAUUUUGAAUACAUAACCACUUAUAAUAUCACUGUUGAAUGUGAAGAUAAUGGUAUACCUAAACUAAAAGGUGAAAAUACUCUUGUGGUGAGUGUCAUUGAUGAGAAUGACAAUCCUCCGGUUUUUACCAGUGACAUCAAGAUUGUUGAUAUCACUGAAAAUAAUAAAGUUCCUGAAAUUAUAACCCAGGUGAAAGCAACAGAUAAAGAUUAUGGUAUGAACUCUGAAAUAUAUUACUACCUUGAUUCUGACAAUGCAUCAGAUUUUAUUUUAGAUAACAGAACAGGUGUAAUCAUGACAAACAAAAUAUUUGAUAGAGAAACCAUUUCAGUGGUACAGAUUAAAGUUCUUGCAGUGGAUUGUGGAAUUUUACCUCUCACUGGCACUGGAACUGUACAGUUAAAGAUACUUGAUGCUAAUGAUAAUAUACCAAAAUUUCAAAAGCAACAUUAUGAGUUUCAUACAUUGGAAGCUCAGGCAAGAAAUGCCACAAUUGGGACUGUAGAAGCAAAAGAUUUGGAUGCUGGGGAAAAUGGAACAGUUACAUAUGUAAUUGAAAACAGCAACAGAGCUUCAGAGCUCUUCACUGUGACUGAUGGUGUUUUAAGGACUAAAGCUGUAUUAAAUCACAGGAAAGGGAGGAGAUAUGAUUUCUUGGUUGUAGCUACUGACCAUGGGAAAAAACCAUUGAAUUCAUCAACAAGUAUCACAGUAAUUGUUGAAGAUGCUAAUGACAACCGUCCCUUUAUUAUUUACCCUAGUGUUGCAAACAACAGCAUUUCAAUCAGUUACGAAAUGACCCUAGCUGACCGGCCUAUUUCACAGGUCGUAGCCUUUGAUGAUGAUGAAGGAGAAAAUGCUAGGUUAUCUUAUUUCCUUGAAGAUAUCCCUGAAACAACCAGUUUUUUCAGAAUUAAUGAAACAUCUGGUGAAAUAAUGCUGAUUAAAAAUGGUAAUGUCAGCAGACCAAGACAAAAGUAUAAAUUAUUGAUUUCUGUUAAAGACCAUGGUAAACCAGCACAAAAUACUACUACAGUUUUAUUUGUGAAUAUAACUGAUGGCAAACCAUUGACAAGCAAACCUAAUAUUCUUGAAAUUAUUUUACCAAUAUGUAUAGUAUUCAUUAUUCUAAUUAUCAUUGGAAUUGGAUACAUGUGGUCCAGAACUAAUAAAGAGAAAAGACGAUAUUUUGCAAAGAGACAUGAAGAUGCUUCACUUCGAAGGAAACGAGAUAAUUUUCCUAAAGAAAAUGAAUUCAAUAACAACAGUGGCAAGUCUGAGGCCUUGAAGAGAAGUACAUCUGAAGGAAAUGAUGCCCAGUCUUUGCAAGGAAAGGAAAAUAGCCAUGAAGCAGCAGGUAGUUUACCUCCAGAUAUACACACACGAACAGAAGAAAGUGGAAAUAAUGUGUCCAAAGAACCAUCAUUCCAGUACAGUAAUCUUUUGUGCAAAGAUGAUGCCAACAAUUCCCCACCAGAAGAGAGUGAAGAAUCUCAGAUCAGAGUUGAACCUGAAGUAAAUUUUCCGCUAGAUCGAGCAUCCAUCAAAGGAAGUAGUGCUGCUCUUAUUCAAGCCUAACAGCUUCAUCUUUGAAGUCUUGGAAGAAUAAAUGUAUGGCUAAACUCUCAGGAAACAGCCAGGAAUUUCAGAGAUACUUGGACAAAUGGACAAAUAUUCAGCCUAAAAUCUGGGUUAUGUGCACGACCCUAAUUUGAGUUUAAAAUAUUCCACUUUGAAGUCUUUCAUCUGAAACUGUUGACUUUGUGAAGGUUUCUUGAAAACAAAUUGUAUUUAAAACUUUAUAAUUGGUUAAAAAUGUGAUCUUCCAAAAUGUU
Molecule: messenger RNA, 3705 nt
Organism: Octopus sinensis (East Asian common octopus)
Lineage: Eukaryota; Metazoa; Mollusca; Cephalopoda; Octopoda; Octopodidae
Product: protocadherin-11 X-linked
Exons: 4
Coding region: 683-3448 (921 amino acids)
Biological process (GO): homophilic cell-cell adhesion
Cellular component (GO): plasma membrane
Molecular function (GO): calcium ion binding
Source: RefSeq, a predicted model, not a curated record